This is a messenger RNA of Zychaea mexicana, 1304 nucleotides long. RefSeq lists its product as uncharacterized. NCBI's taxonomy places the organism in Eukaryota, Fungi, Mucoromycota, Mucoromycetes, Mucorales, Lichtheimiaceae. The record is from RefSeq and is a predicted model, not a curated record. The coding region runs from base 164 to 1045 and encodes 293 amino acids. The transcript has 2 exons.
AAAAAGGAAUGCCACAAGCGCAAGUAUGUAUUUAUCAUCAUUGCAAUAUCCAUUUAUUGUCACUUUUGCAUAGUAAUAGUUUAUCCUAAUGUUAUAUAUUUAUUGUUAGAGCCGAGAGUUUCAGCUACGCAGACAAAGUACGGACUAUAGCAUCAAUAGGCAAAUGUCAAGUUUGCUACCUCCAAGCUAUGGCAUGGCUUCAAGCGCACAACCAAAAACUCCAUCGGUAAUUUCAAUGGAUGCAAGCACCAACUCUCUAGCACAUGGCACGCAAGGAGCCUUUAUGGCGUCGAUCCCAAACCUCACACAGAUAAUGGCACAAGAAAACACGUUGCAAUCUCUACACCUGAGGGCCAACAACAGCUUGGGCGCAACAAAAGCAAUGUUUUCCCCUGUUCCUAGCACGAGUCCUUCAGUCCAUCCAAGUCCAAGCUCCAUAGUAUCCGCCCGACACAACAUCGAACAAUCCCUUGGCCAGUCGGCUUCUCGUCAGCAGAUGGAGAUCGACUCGCUGGUAGCAACCGCUGAGGUGCGAGCAGCUAAAGACGACAAGGCGCAUUUCAAGGACUUGUUGGAAACGUUCAAACGUUGCUGCAUGAAUGAAUUGGUCAAGGACCAUGUGGCAAUCGACAAAAAUAGCAAGGAUCACUGUUCUACACCGGACAAGAAAGGGCUGUGCCACAAGUGCCUCAGCACCACACAUUACACGACCAACUGUCCUGCAAAAAAGUUGAGAAACCUGCCGAAAGAAACUUGCUUUUUUUGCUGGCUUCCGCAAGGCGAUCCGUUACUGCAUCCAGACCGUGGAACAAUGUGCCCUGAGGGAAUGAGGGAUCAAAUACAGCCUUUCUGUUGGGCGAUGUACAGGUAUAGGGGCAGAGACCUUCACGCUGAAUAUGGAACCUUGUUCAAAGACGACGUAGAUUUUGCAACGUGGCUACAGGCGGCCCCGAGCAGCAGUCGAAAAUCAUUUAAAGUGCGGAACAACGGAACGGAUGUCUAUUUGACGUUCCUUGGAGAAUAUAGAAAGUAUGUGCAAAGUUGAAGGAGCAAUAAAUAUAUUCUUGGCCCAUCUACUUGAAAAACAGCUAUAGAAUAUGUUGCUGGUAAUAAAGUCACAAACGCGACAGCCAAUGUUCAUGCACAGUGCUCUAAUCGCUUUUAUUUGAACAACAAAAUGAACGGAAUUAUUACUUGCCAAUGUCUGGUAAACAUGCUAAAGCCUGUACAGAAAUAGUUUUGUGUAGUGGGGAAAAGAGCUUAUUUUGCACGCAAUUUUAAACCACAGUAAAGUCACUCGUAAU